UGUGGGAUCCGGUUAAAUAGUGACGAACUUUCUUAAUGACCAUUGUUUUUUUUUAUUGCGUUUCAGCGUUUCUAACAAAGCCUCAAAUAGUUCUAUAAAAAAACAGCUGACAUUGACAGUGUCAUAAUCAUUGAUCAGGUUGUCAUUGUCAUUAAUUUCAAUUCGAUUUUUGGUUUCAUUCGUAUUGAAUGCGUAAUGAAAUCGUGAUUAAGUAUUUUUUUUACACACGCGCUUUAGGAAAAGGCUCACGCUGUUUACCCGGCUUUUCAAAUAUUAUUGCAAAAACAUGAUGGAAUACUGCCCUCCUAAUGUUACUUUGGGAGAAAUAUGGGUGGACCAUGGAAUUUCCCAAUGUUUUAUGGAAACUGUUUCUGCAGUGUUCAUUGGUGGAUUUCUACUCGUUUUUGGAUUAAUACAAGUCAUUAUGUAUAAAAGAUAUGCGACGGAGGUGGUAGACGUACGAUUCUCGCGACUGUUUUGUGUGCAGAUACUUUUUACGAUGUUCGUGCCGGUGUUAGCGGUGGCGAGGUUCCUAUUACAAGCAUUCGUGUUCAAAGGAGGACAGAUAUAUGGAUAUAUGAUUCUAGCAAUGGUAAUAACAGUAGUGAUGUUCCCACUAUCUGCAUACCUGGCUGUGUUGGAAAGGCGGUUUCUCCUGCCAUCCGUACCGCCAAGGGGCCACGGAUUUGUUCUACUGGUCUUCUGGGCGCUGAUCUUUGUGUCUGAGAACCUGUCCUUCCUGAAUUUGAAUAAGGAGGGGUGGUGGUGGCAUUUAAAAAAUCUGCAAGACCGUCUGGAGAUGUCUCUAUUCGUGGGCCGCUACGUGUCGUGCAUGAUCAUGUUCAUUCUUGGAAUGAAGGCGCCCGGUAUCAUGCAUCAGUUUGAGCACCUCGCUGAGGAUGACCAGCGAAGACUUAUCCCGCCUAGGGUCGAGAACCAGUCCACAUUCCGUAAUGUAUUCAGCAAGCUACGAACGCUCCUACCGUACUUGUGGCCGAAGAAGAGUUGCCUGUUGCAAUUUAAUGUGCUCUUCUGCAUUCUUUUGCUCAUCUCUGGCCGUGUGAUUAAUCUAUAUGUGCCUAUUUACAGUAAAUAUAUAGUGGAUAGUAUAUCAAUACCGCCGAUCCUAUACAGAUGGGACCUAGUGCUUAUCUACGUGUUCUUCAAGUUCUUGCAAGGCGGUGGCACGGGCGGUAUGGGCUUCAUUAAUAAUCUUCGGACGUUCUUAUGGAUUCGGGUGCAGCAGUACACGACUAGGGAGUUACAGUUGGAAUUAUUCAGGCAUCUCCACAGCCUACCGCUCCGCUGGCACUUAUCUCGCAAGACCGGCGAAGUACUGCGAGUCAUGGACCGAGGCACGGAUUCUAUAGACAACCUGCUUUCCUACAUCCUGUUUCAAAUCACGCCGACUAUUGUGGAUAUAGUUAUAGCUAUCGUGUACUUCGUGACCAUAUUUAAUGCCUGGUUCGGACUCAUCGUGUUUGUAACGAUGGCUCUUUACAUAUUUGCAACAAUCUGGGUAACGGAAUGGCGUACAAAGUACCAGCGUCGCAUGAAUCUCGCCGACAACGAACAGAAGGCCAAGUCAGUGGAUUCUCUACUGAACUACGAAACUGUCAAGUAUUAUGGCGCGGAGUCCUAUGAAGUUAUGAGCUAUGGGGAUGCUAUUCUUAAUUAUCAGAAAGAAGAGUUCAGAAAUUUAUUGACAUUGAAUAUCUUGAAUACUGUGCAAAAUAUCAUCAUCAGUGGAGGUCUGCUAACGGGGUCCCUGCUAUGUAUAUCGAUGGUGGUCAACACUAAAGUGCUGACGGUUGGUGACUACGUGCUUUUCGCCUCCUACAUCAUUCAGCUGUAUAUUCCACUCAACUGGUUCGGGACUUAUUACAGAGCAAUUCAAAAGAAUUUCGUAGACAUGGAGAACAUGUUCGACCUGCUCCGAGUGGAUUCCGACGUCGUGGACGCACCUGGAGCUCCUGAACUACUAGUUCGACGGGGCGGCGUCGAGUUUAAACACGUUUCGUUUGGAUACGGGCCGGAGAGGCUCGUGUUGAAGAAUGUUACGUUCAAGGUGGCUCCAGGAAGCACUGUAGCUUUAGUUGGCCCCAGCGGCGCCGGCAAAUCGACAGUGAUGCGUCUCCUAUUCCGCUUCUACGACGUGAACGAGGGCGCCGUGCUGGUGGACGGGCAGGACGUGCGCACGGUGACGCAGGCCUCGCUGCGCGCCAACAUCGGCGUGGUGCCGCAGGACACGGUGCUGUUCAACAACACGGUCCGGUACAACAUCCAAUACGGGAACCUGAAAGCUCCUUCGGCAGAUGUCAUCUCGGCAGCCAAGAACGCUGAUAUCCACGAUAGGAUACUCACGUUCCCAGAUGCAUAUGAUACGCAGGUCGGAGAAAGAGGUCUUCGUCUAAGUGGAGGAGAGAAGCAGAGGAUAGCCAUCGCCCGAACAAUCCUGAAGGAUCCUGCAAUCGUCCUGUUGGACGAAGCCACGUCCGCCCUAGAUACUAACACUGAGAGGAAUAUUCAAGCGGCUCUAGCGAGAGUCUGCGCCAACAGAACGACCCUCAUCAUCGCCCAUAGACUAUCCACCAUCAUCCACGCGGAUGAGAUACUGGUCCUCAAGGAGGGAGAAAUUAUUGAAAGAGGAAACCACGAAGCCCUCUUAGCACAAGGCGGCGUCUACGCCUCCAUGUGGCAGGCGCAGCUCGAAAACCGAAACACCAACGGCAACGGCGUCCAAGAGGAAGAAGGCAACAACAACGACCAGAGGCCGCAGCUGCCGCCCAACGGCGCCUUUGGACACGGCCAUGGUCAUUUAUAGAUGAGUACACUUGACUGACUACUGGUAGGCGUUAAGUCGUUGCAAUAAGGCUUAUAAUAGGUUGAUGAAAAUGUUUAGCUAAUCCAUGAGCUGUAAAAAUGUCCUUCGGGUUUGUGUGAAAUUGUAUCUUAUUACCAUUAAGCUAUUAAGCUUCCGCCUCUCUCGGAAAAACAGGUUUCUUUAUUGGUAAUAAAAUUUGUGUCGUCGUUAUUUCGAAAAACACAAAGGAUAUUUUUCAGCAUUGAUUAUAAACGAGUAUAAUAAACAAUAUCAACAUUUUCUUUAGUCAACUGUACAGAAGCAAAGGUGCUAGGCUCAGUGUUGGCUCAUAUGAUCAAAUACAGUAACAGUUUUUAUUUAAGAUUGAAAUCUGCUAAAUUGGUAACAAAAACGAUAAUAAAAUGUAAUAAUACAUUAUUAAUAUGGGCGUGGCUUUAUCAGUAGAUAAACGGAAUAUUUUAUUUCGAUUUUUACGAUCAUUUUAUUAUUAAAUGAUUGACUAUAUCUCGAAAACCAUACAUAUAUUUUUAAUAGUAUACUGGUAUGGUCCAACGCAAGUAAUAUUUGUAUAUUUGGUACGUUAGAGAUAAUACUAACAACAAUUACGCUAACAUAUCGGGCGGUGGUGGUGAUAUUCUAUGCCAAUCAACGAAGUUCCGUUAUCUAGCAAAAUAAAGUUUGCUGUAUAAUUUUGUUUUAUUGGCUUUAUACAUUUUUUGUACUCUCCCCUUUUGAUAAAUUUUGUACAAGACUCUUUUGUGGUCACACUCUGUUUGAUAUAUUGUGAUAUAUUAACGCAUUCGCUGUAAACGAAGCUUCUAAAUCACUUGACGAAUUGCGAAUUAAGGUCAUCUACUGAAGUCGAUUCUGCGUCGAUAAAUGCGAUAACACCCUAAGGCUCACUUGCACCAUCCCACUAACCCGGGGUUAACCGGUUAACCGCUAACCCAGUGUCAAAUUGUACUGGUAACCACGGUUCCUCCAGGUUUAACCGGUUAACGCCGGAUUAGCAAUUGGUGCAAGUGGCUCUAAGACUAGUAUAAAAGACUUAUACUGAAUGGGUCAUGUACAAAAAACAGUGUUGAACAGGUACCAAUUGGAUAAAAAUAUAUGUCUAUAAUACCGACUGCAAACAUUAAUGGAAAGUGUAUUUUCGGACCAGACUUCGUUGAGUGGUCUGCAGGUUAGCUGUAAAGGAUAAGUCAAGAUAUAAAAUUUAAGGAAUGUACUGAGUGAGUAUGCUCUUUUAUAUCGAGUUAUUAACAUUGAUAGAAGACGCGUUUCGUGAACUUGUGAUAGUUUAGUGUAAUAGACAAUUCUUAUGAUUCAAUUAUGUCAAACAAGCCUGUUUGAAAAUCCUAUUCUUAUAUGAAAUUUAUGUUUUAAUACCUUUAAUUAUGUUAUUAUCACCAUUAUAGUGCAAAAUUAUAAACAAUAUAGAUGAAUUUAAAGUUAGCGCUUCACAGUAGUACCUGGUACCUGAUUUUUUACAAAUAAAUAACAUUCAAUGGAUUUUGCCAAAUUAAUUUAAAUAAAAACUUUUUAUUUUCUCAAAAUGAGAUGUUAUACUGAUAUAGUGCAUAAUUGUUUUCCAUCGUAAUUUCUCAGAAACGUUCUUAUUUGGCAUUCUACUUCAGUCAAUCUCAGUACUUUUUGAACGGAGGCUGACUGAAAUAGCAAGACACGUUCGUACGUUUCAGUGAAAAUACGAUGCAAAAUAAUUAUGCACUACAUCUGUACCUACUGGAUGUACCUACCAAAGACGAGUCGUUUCAAAUAUUUAAAAUCCAUAAUUUUGCAUGGUAUAAAAGUUUCUACCCGGUUGCCAACAAAGCUUCCGACCAAGGUGAGCUUCCUGGUUUGAAACCAAGUUCAGGGUAAUCUCGGAGCGUCGGACGCUUGGUUGGCCACCAAGUAGCACGGCUCUUUGAACGCCACGCGUAUUAUAUACAACGCGCCAUUGUAAACCUUAUCGUAAUGCUCGAAGGUUGUUAUUUUACUGUUAACGAGCGCAUCAGUUGACAUCUUUGGCAGUCAAAGGGCUAAACAAUGAUACAGGGAGAGAAUUUCUCACGUACAAGGUGUCUUUAGGUGUAACCAAACUUCUCAAAAAAGGCCUAUAAACUAUGGUCGGUAUGGUGGUAUCAUUUGUCACCAUGCUUGUCACGUUCUAACAAGUAAGUAAGUGUGAAAGGGACGCAUGGCAUGACAGGUUAUAAAAUGCGACCAUGAUACCGCUGCUGUAUAGAAAGAUGCAUACCUACCCUACCUCUCUCCCUGGCAGAAUGUUUAAGAUUGAACGUAUAUAAAAUACAGUAAAUGGGAAGUGAGAUAAAUUACUAAUAAUGUAGGUAUCGAAUAAUGUUUAUUGUGCCUAGUAUUAUUACCUACAAUCAAAAUGAUAUGCGAAAUUGUAAGUGCAAGAUCGGUGUGAUUAAAUGUUUUCUUUUGUUUUUAUUA
Messenger RNA from Cydia pomonella (codling moth), 5284 nucleotides. It is a transcript of the gene Hmt-1, whose product is annotated as ATP-binding cassette sub-family B member 6. Gene Ontology annotation, cellular component: membrane. Lineage: Eukaryota; Metazoa; Arthropoda; Insecta; Lepidoptera; Tortricidae. Bases 287 to 2824 code for a protein of 845 amino acids. Gene Ontology annotation, molecular function: ABC-type heme transporter activity; heme binding; ATP hydrolysis activity. Gene Ontology annotation, biological process: transmembrane transport; heme transport. The record is from RefSeq and is a predicted model, not a curated record. The transcript has 17 exons.